Molecule: messenger RNA, 562 nt
Organism: Mugil cephalus (flathead mullet)
Lineage: Eukaryota; Metazoa; Chordata; Actinopteri; Mugiliformes; Mugilidae
Gene: pmch
Product: pro-melanin-concentrating hormone
Exons: 3
Coding region: 75-518 (147 amino acids)
Biological process (GO): chemical synaptic transmission; behavior
Molecular function (GO): type 1 melanin-concentrating hormone receptor binding; melanin-concentrating hormone activity
Source: RefSeq, a predicted model, not a curated record
AGAGCGCAGCCUCGACAGUCGUCAGCUCAGGGAAGAUCAGAGCAAAGUCCUGAGAACUGAAUACUGCAGCGACCAUGAUGUCCGUCCACUCCGUCCUCUUCGCUCUGGUGCUGUUCUCCGAGCUGAGCAGCCGCUGCGUCACCACGGCCAUGCCUGCGAGCAAAGUGGACGAUGGGGCGACGGAGCAAGAAGGCCUGGCUUCGAUGCUGGGCGAAGACGAGCCCAUGACGGACCCAGCCCUGGGUUCUGCAGUGUACCGGCGGAACAUCGUGCUGGACGGCAACGCCAGGGAUGAAGACGGGAGCCCUAAAAUCAUCGUCAUCUCAGACAUGAGGCUGAAAGGGCACGGUGUCCGCGGGCUGAACCCAGGCUUCACCCGGAGCCUUCCUCUGCUCGCAGACCAAAGCCUGAGCCACACUCCCGCCCUGAGCAGCUUGAAAAUAGAGCGCAGAAACACAGACCUCGACAUGCUGCGUUGUAUGAUAGGAAGGGUGUACCGACCCUGCUGGGAAGUAUAAGCAUCUCCCCUGAGUCGCCACCGGACCACGAAUGUGCUGUAAAA